AUGGCGCUUAACGGUCGGGCAGUCUCCUUGUCUCAGCCGGCCCGCUCAAGAAGGCUAUUGAAGGAAGCAGUUCGGCCACGCUAUUGGCAGAAGGCACAUGCCCGGCCUCUAUCUACACUGUAUGACCAAACAACGGCCGGUGGUCUUCAUCACAAACCAUCAAGAUAUCAGCCAACUUUCUGGAAGCGCGCUCGAUCCCAAGAUGGUAAUCACUUCAGCUGCGGCCGCCGAUACUUCUCUGGCAUCGGCUCGGAGCCUGGAAUCGACACAAAGACGGACGCCAGCUCCUCUCACGAGGAACCUGAGAGCCAGGUCAAAAUCAUCGACUUCUCCAAGGAACGUUUGGCAGAGCAGGAUGUCGCAACAAGCUCGCUGCAAACAGUGCUCUCCGAACAGCCAAAGCCUGACUGGGCUGCAUGUCGCUGGAUUUACGUCAAUGGACUGAACCGGAAUGUGGUCAGGCUAAUAGGUGAUCACAAGAAGCUCCAUCGUCUUUCACUGGAAGAUGUUAUGGACACAAACACGCCUACGAAGGUAGACUGGUACGACAACCACUGCUUUCUAGAGCUCACGCUACAGAAGCUUGUCCGCUUAGAGAACUAUGGAGAGGGUACAUCGCUACUAUCGACGGAUGCGACUGCUCUUCUUGAUGAGAGCCUGAAAACUCGCAGGGCUAAAUGGCGGACUCUGGCCCACCGCAAGUCGGCCAUUUCAGUCGAGCAAGUGUCCAUGUUCCUCACCUCCGACAACAUCGUCAUCACCCUCUUUGAGCAUUCGGGCCCGGAUGUCCUCAAGCCAAUAAUGACCCGCCUGAACUCGCCGCAGACAAUCGUCCGGUCAAGCAAUGACCCCUCCAUGCUUGUCCAGGCUGUCAUUGAUGUUGUUGUGGACAUGUCAGUGCCCAUCAACAAAGCAGUCGGUGACAUGUUCGGCGAGCUGGAGAGUGCCGUGCUGUCCAACCCGACAAUCACACAAUCGAAGCAGCUCUAUGUCCUCCGCUCAGGCUUGACCCUUCUCAUGGACAACAUCAGAGCCACCGGUGGCCUUGUCCGCACGCUCAUCGACCAUCGGGCUGUUCUGAACACGACAAUGUCCGGUGCCGACUCCACAACUGGCAAUGCUUCACCACAAGCUGCAAAUACCAGUGUCCAUAUCUCCGCCACCACUCAGGUCUAUCUUCAAGACGUCCAAGACCACAUCACCGCGCUCUCAAACUCCACGCACAACUCGAUUCGCUCAGCGGAGAACUUGACCUCUCUCAUCUUCAACACCAUUGCGGCAUCUCAGAACGAGAGCGUUCGCCAGCUGACGCUUGUGUCGAGUUUCUUUUUACCGCUGACUUUCCUAACUGGGUAUUUUGGAAUGAACUUCGACCCAAUGCCUAUAGUGAACGAACACAGCGACAAGGUCUUCUGGCUGAUAGCUAUUCCAGUCAUGCUGGUUACUGGUACCUUGCUGGUUGGAGCCAGGAUUGUUCGGCUGCGACCACGAAGCUUCAGCUGGAGGCGGCGAGCGCGGCAAUCUGACCGCGUGAAGCAGGAAUGA
This is a messenger RNA of Saxophila tyrrhenica, 1545 nucleotides long. RefSeq lists its product as uncharacterized. Gene Ontology annotation, cellular component: plasma membrane. The transcript is spliced from 2 exons. Gene Ontology annotation, molecular function: magnesium ion binding; cobalt ion transmembrane transporter activity; cobalt ion binding. Bases 1 to 1545 code for a protein of 514 amino acids. The record is from RefSeq and is a predicted model, not a curated record. Lineage: Eukaryota; Fungi; Ascomycota; Dothideomycetes; Mycosphaerellales; Extremaceae. Gene Ontology annotation, biological process: transmembrane transport; metal ion transport.